UUUUCCGAGGGAUUGCAGAAUAUACGGUAUGUCGCUGAUCGUCAGCUGUUUUUUUCGCUACGUAGGGCACGUGAACAAACGAUAGACAAUGGACGGAACUGAGGUCAAUGUCGCAGCCAGUUUGAAUCUAUACGUUCUCUGAUGCAGGUUCAAUGGAAAAGAAUGGAACGGUUUUCGGCAACUCAUCGUGAAUUGAAUUGAGUUUCAGUGUGCAUAGCGACCGAACAUCAAAGUUGGCAUUGACAAGAAACAACAUCGGGUUGCUGGGCUAUUUUGAUCACCGUAGCUCACUCACGAGACAACAAUCGUGACCUACUGCGCCAAUAAUAAUGAGUGCGAAUUCAUCUGCGUAUGAACGGUGGAAUCGCGAAUGCGACGAUGAUGGGGCGAAGAUACAGACAAUACAGAAAACCGGUUCGGUCUGCUACACUGCUUACUAGUGCUGUGUGGCCUAUCGUCGUCGUGAGCGAGUGUGCAUCGAUGGUUGAUUGACUCCGGUUUACCGAGCUUAGGCCCUUCUUCCACACCCACUUUUCGCGAGCAAACAUCGCGCUAACCGGCUGCGGGUGCUAAUGUGAGAUAAUCGGCCGAGUUUCGCUUUCGAUAGAUAAGGUUGCGCUUGAAGUGCGUGCACGUGUGGUGUUGUUCAUUUAACCCUGCCCCACUAUGAACCGCGACAAAGACUUCAGUAAGAACAAAACCGAAAACCCCAUUCAGAAUGCGUCAUUCAUCUCGCGACGUACAUUCUGGUGGUUGAAGGACAUCUUCCGGGCUGGUCACCGGAAAGAAAUUACCGAGGAAAUGCUGUACGAGACACUUCCCGAGCACCGGAGCCAACCGUUGGCCGAUCAGUUCGAGCGGUUAUGGGCCCAGGAACUGCAGAGGCCGCAGCCAAGGUUGCUGCGUGCGUUCAUGCGUGGAUAUGGAGCCGUUACGCUGUUUUGGGGCUUGCUGUUCUCAAUACUGGAAACGGCUAACCGGGUGGCGCAGCCGCUGUUCCUCGGAGGACUUGUUUCGUACUUUUCUCCGGACCAGACCGAAAUCAGUGAACGCGAGGCGUACGGCUACGCGGCCGGCGUUAUCAUCUGUGCGCUGAUACCGGUUAUCACAUUCCAUCCAUUCAUAUUGUUCAUCUUCCAAAUAGGAAUGAAGCUACGUAUUGGCUGCUCCUGCCUUAUCUACAACAAGUCGCUCAAACUCACCAAGUCAACGACCGCUGGCGAGGGACUCAACGGGAAGAUCCUAAAUCUUCUCACCAAUGACGUCGGCAAGUUCGACAUUGCUCUCGCGUUCAUCCAUGACCUGUGGAAGGGUCCUAUGGAGUCGCUACUGCUCGGGUACUUCAUCUACAUAGAACUUGGUUUCGCGGGACUGCUAGGCAUGGCCUUCCUGCUCAGUUUCAUCCCUCUCCAGGCAUGGAUCGGCAAGAAGACGGCCACCUAUCGCAUGAGGGCGGCCAAGCGAACGGAUCUCCGGGUUCGCUUCAUGAACGAGAUCAUCCAAGGUAUUCAGGUGAUCAAGAUGUACACCUGGGAGAACUCGUUCGCCAAGAUGGUGGAGGAAGUUCGCCGCAAGGAGGUCAACGCUAUCCGAGGUGGUGCUUACGUGAGAGCCACGCUCAUCUCAUUCUUCGUGGUGUCGCGAGUUUCGAUCUUCCUUAGCCUGUUGGCGUACACCUACACAGGGAAUGUGAUCACUGCCCGCAAAGUGUUCAUCGUGACCAGUUACUACAGUAUUCUAAACGACUCGAUGGUGCAUUUUUGGCCGAUGGCCAUUACGUUCUGCUCGGAGGCGUUCAUUUCCGUGCUGCGAAUUCAGGAGUUCCUGCUAACUCCGGAAGGGAAGCCCAAGACUCCGCAGGGAGCCGACGAGGAGAGAAAUCAAGAAGGCAAAGGAAGUGUCUUGAUCGAUGAUGAAGAGAAGAAGAAAGUGGAGGACAAUGGGCUGGUGCCAAAUGGAGGAGUGAAUGAGGAGGAAGUGGAGAAGCUGCUGCCGUCGAAGCGUGUAGUGAAUUUAGACAGUGAUAAGAAGAGCAUUGUGAUGGAAGAUGUGACAGCACGAUGGGCUGUCAGUGAGGAUGAAUCGAAUGUGGGAGUGACGUCAAUUAGCACAACGGUGGAAAGUGGAAGAUUGUGUGUCGUGAUAGGAGCCGUGGGUUCUGGAAAGACAUCGUUAUUGCAAGUGAUAUUGGGGGAGCUUGAAGUAGACGAAGGAACGGUGCAGAUCAACGGAUCGAUUAGCUAUGCAGCACAAGAACCAUGGCUGUUCGAGAGUAGUGUUAGGAACAACAUUCUCUUCAUUGAAGAGUACGACGAGGAACGGUACUUAGAAGUGGUUCGUAUUUGUGCCUUGGAACGAGACUUCCAGUUGUUCCCGCAUGGCGAUCAGACGAUUGUUGGCGAACGGGGAAUCAGCUUGAGUGGAGGACAGAAGGCCAGAGUUAAUUUGGCCCGGGCAAUCUACAAGAAGAGUGAUAUCUAUAUAUUGGAUGAUCCGCUUUCAGCGGUCGACACUCAUGUAGGGAAGCACAUCUAUGAGAUGUGCAUCAGGGAGUUUCUAGGAGAUAAGGUGUGUAUCCUGGUGACACACCAGUUGCAGUAUCUGAACGAUGUUCAGCACAUAAUUUUGAUGGAAGGAGGCCAAAUUGAUGCUCAAGGACCAUACAGGGAAAUCAAGAAAACUAUGAUGGAUUCGAUAAUGGCGUUAACUCCUGAAGAAACGCCAGAUGAAGAUAAAUUCGACUUCCAGAAGUUCACAGCUCAUACUGAGCCGACAAACUUGGAUCAGGAGAAGCAGGUUGAAGAAAAAGAAUCUCAAGGCGAAGGUGCCGUCGAUAUGUCGGUGUACAAAACCUACAUCACCGCGAUCAACAGCUGGAUUUGGAUACUCUUCAUCUCUGUAUUCAUCCUGUUGGCACAGGUUGCCAUCAGUAGCGUAGACUACUUCGUAGCUCAAUGGGUCAACUGGGAAGAAUCUCUUGGACACGUCAACAAAAGCGUAGUCCACCUCAAAGAGAACCAAACCAUCGAGGAUCUUCUAGACAUCAACGUUCUGCACCAACUGCAAGCGGAGGCGAACAAUGAACCGGAACGGCAGCAGUACAUACUGAUCUACGCGAUCCUGAUCGCGAUCUUCAUCUACCUGAUCGUCCAGCGUACGUUCUCGUUCUUCUACGUAUGCCUGCGAAUCUCGAUGAAUCUCCACGAUCGAAUGUUCCGCGGACUGACCCGAGCCACGAUGCACUUCUUUAACAACAACCCUUCCGGACGGAUUCUGAACCGGUUCUCCAAGGACAUCGGAGCGAUCGAUACGUCGCUGCCGAUGUCGCUGCAUGACUGCUUGGUGUUCUUCCUGGAGAUGAUCUCCGUGGUGGCGCUGGUUUCCAUCGUCAACUACUGGUUCCUGGUUCCGACCGUAGUGGUCGGGGCAAUCAUGUUCCUGCUACGCAAGGCUUACCUGGAUACCUCGCGUGUCGUUAAGCGAAUCGAAUCGGUAAAUCGGUCGCCGAUCUUCUCCCACUUGAAUGCCUCCCUGCAGGGUUUGUCUACGAUCCGGGCGUUCCGCGCACAGAGCAUCCUAUGCCGGGAGUUCAACAGCCACAUGGACGUCAAUACGUCCGCGUGGUUCAUCUACAUAACGACUACGCGAGCGUUCGCCCUAUGGCUGGAUUUCGUAUGCGUGAUCUACAUCGCAGUCGUCACACUGAGCUUCCUGGUGGCCGGCCAGAAUACGCUGGGUGGAAGCGUUGGACUGGCGAUCACUCAGACGAUCAGCUUGAUCGGGAUGUGUCAGUGGGGUAUGAGGCAGUCGGCGGAACUGGAGAACGAGAUGGUUUCCGUGGAGAGGGUCAACGAGUAUACGACCUUGCCGUCGGAGCCACCGCUGGAGACGGCUCCCAAGUAUCGUCCGCAGGGUGACUGGCCCGAACACGGAGUGGUAAAGUUCGUUAACGUGGAUCUGCGGUACUCGGAGGAUGGCGAAAAGGUGCUGAAGGACUUGAAUUUCUCGAUAAGGUCGAAUGAAAAGAUUGGAAUCGUGGGUCGAACGGGCGCCGGGAAGUCUUCGCUGAUCCAGGCGUUAUUCAGGCUUGCUCCGUACGAGGGCACGAUCGAUAUCGAUGACAUCGACACCAAGACACUGGGCCUGCGGGAUCUGCGAAGCAAGAUAUCGAUCAUCCCGCAGGAUCCGAUACUGUUCUCCGGAACACUGCGGAGCAAUCUGGAUCCGUUCGAGGAGAAGACCGACGCAGAGUUGUGGAGUGCGUUGGAUCAAGUAGAGCUGAAGGAGGCCGUAUCCUCACUGGCCGGAGGACUCGAGUGCAAGAUGUCCGACGGGGGCAGUAACUUUAGCAUGGGUCAACGACAGCUGGUUUGUCUAGCUCGGGCGAUUCUCCGGAGCAACAAGAUUUUGGUGCUGGAUGAGGCCACUGCCAACGUGGAUCCAGAAACCGACAAGCUCAUCCAAACAACAAUCCGCACAAAGUUCGCCGAGUGUACAGUAUUAACGAUCGCUCAUCGACUGCACACGGUCAUGGAUAGCGAUCGAGUGCUGGUGAUGGAUGCCGGCCGGGUCGUGGAAUUUGGCCAUCCACACGACCUUCUGCACGGCCCUAGCGGAUACCUGCGAAGGCUGGUGGACCAAACCGGAGUGGCAAAUGCAGCCUUAUUGAUUCGGAUAGCCGAUGAAAAUUACCGGAAACUCAAGCAACGAGAACAGGAACAGCAGAAGACUACUUAGAUGCUUGAGGGAGUUUUAAUACUUAUAAUUGGUUUUAAAGCAACUUUUAAAACCGCGGUAAAACCAGAGAUGCAUUCGCAGAGCGACUUAACCCUCGAAGGCGACAAACUUAGGAACAAAAAGUGCUUAAUAAGUGUUUUAACUAAAAAAAAACAAAAAAUCCAAAACGUGAGAUUAGGUAGGAAGCAAUAUUUCUACAACUAUUAGGCCGCGCGAAACAUACUUUUUUCUAUGCUAGUUUUGCACAAGUGCACAACACGCACCAUAUCAAUAAUGGCGGUAAGCAAUAAAAAUGGCGGCAAUUUUUUAACCAUCAACCCCCCUUA
Messenger RNA from Aedes albopictus (Asian tiger mosquito), 5063 nucleotides. RefSeq names its product ATP-binding cassette sub-family C member 4-like. The transcript has 5 exons. Gene Ontology annotation, biological process: transmembrane transport. The coding region runs from base 667 to 4737 and encodes 1356 amino acids. The record is from RefSeq and is a predicted model, not a curated record. Lineage: Eukaryota; Metazoa; Arthropoda; Insecta; Diptera; Culicidae. Gene Ontology annotation, cellular component: membrane. Gene Ontology annotation, molecular function: ATP binding; ABC-type transporter activity; ATP hydrolysis activity.